AGCUCAGGCUGAGUUCCUCAGCUCUCUCGCCCUCAUCCAGCCCCCAGUUCAUGCAUUCAGAGAUUCUGCCGUCCGUCGCCCGUCACCACCCUCCAGACAGAUAGCGUGCCCCUGCUGCUCUUGCCCGGUAACCAUGUUCGCCGACGAUCAACAUACCGCUAGCGGCCCUUUCGAGGGUCCAGAAAAGCUCCUCGAGAUCUGGUUCGCGUCCUCACCCGCGGACAUCCCCGAUGCCCACUCGAGCACCGAUGGCAAGUACGGCCUCAGGAAGGUGCCCCGGGCCGUCUGGGAGGAGAUGCUUGACAUCGUCAAGUGCAAAAUUUUGUCCGUCGUAGAAGGCAUGGAGAUGGAUGCUUAUCUUCUCAGCGAAUCUUCGUUCUUUGUGUCUCCACAUCGCCUCAUUCUGAAGACGUGUGGCACAACACUCAACCUUCUCGGAGUCCCUCGGAUACUCGAGAUUGCUCGUGAUGUUGGCUUCCCCACUGUACACCGCUUAUUCUACUCUCGUAAAGCCUUCAUGUUCCCGGAGAGGCAGCAGGGUCCUCACAGGGAAUGGAAGGCGGAGAUAGAGUUCCUCGACAACCUCUUUCCUAAUGGAUCAGCUUACACCGUAGGCAAGGUCAACGGCGACCAUUGGCUUCUAUACCUUACCGCCCCCGGAGAACUCUCAUCCGGAAGUGGAGAUACCGCGCCCAGCUCGCCGCAAUCCGUUUUGCACAACGUGGACGGCGUUGACCCGGAAGCCUCGGACGUGCCACCACCAGACACCCCCGCCGAGGAGCGUGAAGAUGAAACUGACGAUGCCAUCGCCUCCGACUAUACCAUCGAAAUCCUGAUGACCCACCUAUCGCCGGAAGGGCGCGCCCCCUUCUUCAGCAACUCCUCUCCAGAAGACGGAGAUGCGACCGCAGGAGCCGACGCCCUCGCCCUCUCCUCCGACAUCGGGAUCACCAACAUCUUCCCGUCCAACAUCACGACGCUAGAUGCGUACUCCUUCACGCCCUGUGGCUACUCGUGCAACGCGCUGCUCAAGUGGCGUCCCGAUGCCGGACAGGACCCCGCUCGCUCCGGAGAAGGGUACUACACGAUCCACGUCACCCCAGAAGAAGGCUGGUCAUACGCCUCGUUCGAGUGCAACGUGCCGCUCGCGACGAAGCCGACCAACAAGCCGACGAGCGUGCCAGACCUCAAGACGCUCAUCCGGCGCGUGGUGAACAUCUUCCACCCAGGCAAGCUCACCCUGACGCUGUUCAUCUCGAGCAAGGAUAACGACGCCGCGGAGGAAGAGGAGGGCGAGACGACUGUCGAGGCGGCCCAGCGCGCAUUCAAAGCGGCGCUGACGCUCCCCGCCCACGCGAGGCGGAAGAGCGAGGGGGAGCUCCAGUGCAACGGGACCGAGGCAGGGGCCGCGGGGCUGUACAAACGCACAGACAAGAUCAACUACGAGUUUGGCGGCUACGACCUCGCCUUCGCGAGCUUCGAGCUCCGGACGUAGUCGUCAAGAAUGCGGUAUGAACCCUGCUUGUGAAUUAUGGAUCGUCCCUCGCCCCUUGCUCGCUCCACUCAAGCCCGCCUUCUCCCCACUUAGGUUUAUGUUCAUGUCUGCGCUUAUGCUGAUAAUCAUAUAGCCUGCGGCGCUGUGAUCGACCGUACCUCUGGAGAUCGUUGAUGUGUUUAGGAUGGUUGUGACGUUAUUGGAACAAAAAUGUCUAGGUGCGACAAGGGCUGCAGUCUAUAUGAUGGGCGCGGCGCGCGAUACAUUGUGCAUCUACGAAUCCGUAUGGACCGAAAUGACCCGGCACGAACCCGGCACGGAUGCCGCUUUUGCUCAAAACAGUAAUUCAAUCGACUUUCGCAGCGCG
Molecule: messenger RNA, 1862 nt
Organism: Dichomitus squalens LYAD-421 SS1
Lineage: Eukaryota; Fungi; Basidiomycota; Agaricomycetes; Polyporales; Polyporaceae
Product: S-adenosylmethionine decarboxylase
Exons: 2
Coding region: 134-1495 (453 amino acids)
Biological process (GO): spermine biosynthetic process; spermidine biosynthetic process
Cellular component (GO): cytosol
Molecular function (GO): adenosylmethionine decarboxylase activity
Source: RefSeq, a predicted model, not a curated record